This is a messenger RNA of Plasmodium coatneyi, 717 nucleotides long. Its product is annotated as Calmodulin. Gene Ontology annotation, molecular function: calcium ion binding. Gene Ontology annotation, cellular component: cytoplasm. The transcript has a single exon. The coding region runs from base 1 to 717 and encodes 238 amino acids. The record is from RefSeq and is a predicted model, not a curated record. NCBI's taxonomy places the organism in Eukaryota, Apicomplexa, Aconoidasida, Haemosporida, Plasmodiidae.
AUGCAAGGCAGCAGCAUAUCUCAGGAAAAACUCCAAUUGAUGCAAAAAAACUUUAACCUUGUGGAUAACAACAAGGAUGGGAAAAUUACCGCGGAGGAAUUUAAGACGCUUUUGCGAUUGCUCGGGCAAACCAGAACGGAGAAGGAGAUGGACGAGAUGGUGGACAAGCAUUUUGAAGACGUAAAAGAGGGGGAGGAGGAGGAGAAGGCGGAAGCUACUGACGCCGCCAAUAAGGGAAAAGCAGACAAAGGGACGCCAAGUGCAACGAAACAAUCGGGCGCCCAGAAAAAUGCAGCCAAAGCUAGCCCAAACCAUGAUCGAAUAAAAAAUCUAAUCACAAAGCUCAGCAAUUUUAAAAAUGAAGACAAAAAAAAAAAUAGCCAAAAUGUUAAAAAUAACAGAACAUGCGACGUAUAUGCAAAAAACGAAUUGAUGAACCAAAAAAAAAAACACAUAAACUUUGAAACCUUCUUGAGGAUAUUUCUUGAGACUUAUAAGGAACCCUUAUCGGUAGACGAGCUAAUCACCUCGUUUGAAUUUUUCGACAAAGAAAAAAGUGGCUAUCUUGAUGAGGAGAAAAUGAGAUUUAUUUUGAAAAACAGUGAUGAGAGGUUGGUGGAUGAGGAUAUUAAAUUUUUUUUCAAAUCGUUAAACUUGAAGGAUAAGGACAAAAUCGAUUAUGUCAUGCUGGCGAAGCGGCUUAAGAAUGUGACCUAA